Molecule: messenger RNA, 2042 nt
Organism: Erythranthe guttata (spotted monkey flower)
Lineage: Eukaryota; Viridiplantae; Streptophyta; Magnoliopsida; Lamiales; Phrymaceae
Product: F-box/WD-40 repeat-containing protein At5g21040
Molecular function (GO): protein binding
Source: RefSeq, a predicted model, not a curated record
AUUAUUUCCAAAAACAAAAAACUUUUCGAAUUGAAACCAACAUAAAAAUUAUUCUAAAUUUACACAUCUUUGUAUUAACAAAUGAAUGAAUAAAAGAAACCCUAAUAAAAUCCAGUACUAGGCAUGGAGUAUAGAGAUUUGCCCUAAUUUUAUCACUCUUUCAACUCUCCGGAAAUUGUAAAAACAAAUAACUGAGAAAGUAAAAUAAAAACAGGGUCGAUUUUUGAGUGUGAAUAUCUCAAUCAAAUUCAGAAUUUAUGGCAUUUGGAUGCCAACAUGCUGCUGCUGUGAAAGACAUUUCUACGAAUUUCGACCCAGAUCAAGUUAUCUCGAUUGAAAACGCGAAAACCGAAUCCUUGGGGGCUGAAAGUCAGCACAGUCUACCAAUAUCAAAUUUGAAAAUUGGGUUACCUUCCAUUGAAGCUUCUCAAGAUCACAGGCUGUGUUUUGCUGAUCUUCCUCCAGCAUUAAUCUCCGAAAUUCUCAAUUUCCUCGACUCGAAAGGGCUCGGUAUUGUGUCCUGUGUCAGUACGUCGUUGUAUAAGCUCGUCUCUGAGCACUACGCGUGGAAGGACUUGUAUCAGGAGAGGUGGGGCCAUCCUACAACUGCAGUCAAUUUCGGGCCAGGUUAUUCGAAUGAAAACUCAUGGAAGAAACUUUUUGUGGAUAGAGAGUUUCGGAGCAAGGUAUUUAUGGGGCGUUACACCAUGGACACACUGUACGGUCACAGAGAAGCUAUCAGGACUGUAUUCGUACUAGUUUCUAAAAAGCUCGUUUUCACAUCUGGAUAUGAUCAGGUUGUAAGAAUGUGGGACAUGGAAGAAGGUCUCUCAAUUGCUUCGUCUCGACCCCUCGGUUGCACUAUUCGUGCAAUUGCAGCCGAUACGAAGCUCUUAAUUGCUGGAGGUACUAAUGGGCUUAUACAUGGUUGGGAGGUAGUUGAUGGGAACCCUCACUUGUUUGACCUAAGACCGCCUCAAAAUCAAGAAACGCGUUUUCAAAAUUUCAGGCACGAGGGUCCUAUAACUUGUCUUGCAUUGGAUUUUACCAUGAUUUAUAGUGGCUCUUGGGACAUGACUGUACGUGUUUGGGGUCGUUCUUGUCUGAAAUGUUUGAAGGUUCUUGUGCAUAACGACUGGGUUUGGAGCGUGGUCCCUCAUGAUACCACAAUUUGGAGUACAGCUGGUUCGGGUGUUUACAUCUGGGAUACUAAUCACGGAACUCAGCUUGGCGUUAUCAAUAGUGCUCACUUCGGCAAUACGUAUUCUUUGGCACGAAGCCACACGGGGAAGCUUUUGUUUACCGGAGGAGAAGAUGGUUCUAUACACAUGUUUGAGGUCACUAGAAAUGUUAUUAAGUGCAAUGCACGGAGAAUCGCUAGUUGGAGUCCUCACACGGGGCCCGUUUACUCUCUUGCGUUUGAGUUCCCUUGGCUGGUUUCAGCUUCCAGUGAUGGAAAGAUUUCGCUUAUUGAUGUCAGAAAGCUGUUGAAGAAAACCGGCCGUUCUUCGAAAGAUAAUACUUUUGGGGCUAAGCACUUGAAGAAUCAAAAGAAUGUUGAACCUCCACAGAGAAUGCUGCAUGGAUUCGGGAGCAAUUUGUUCUCGGUGGGCAUUGGUGCUGAUCGGAUUGUUUGUGGAGGUGAAGAUGGUGUUGUUAGGAUUUGGAACUUCUCACAAGCUCUGGAGAAGGAGGAGAGGGCCCGGAAUUUGAAGGGUAUUAGGCUCGAAAACCGAAUGAGGCGUAACAAGAUCCAAGUAGAAAUGGGUGGUAAAGGUAGUCAAGGUGAGCAGUGUUCGGUUGCUGCAAAGAAGAACCAGAUAAACAGCAAUAGGAGCGGUUGGCAUAACAAGCGUAGAGUAAGUUGGAAGGUGAAAGCAUAGUCUUGGAUCUAUUUUCCGAGUAUUUUUAGACCCUGUCAUUUUAGUAUUAAUUGGCUAGGUAUGCAUGAAAGAAUAGCCGGAUUAGCUUUUUGAAGUUUUCAUGUUGAUGAUUACAUGAAUGCUUAACUUCUAUACAAAAAAAAUCGAUUGUUAGUUGGC